UAGAUGCUGCGUAUAAGCAAAUACAGAAGGGAAAACAAAUGGUAGGAGGCAUUAAGGAAAGGAGUCGGGGUCAGUAUACAUGUCAGACACCAUCAUGAGUAGAAACAAAGAGUUCUCCUUGGUGGAUGACAGUAAUGAAGAGCUUAAGAGAAGAAAAAUGAAAGCUCUAAGGCAAUGUCUUGAGAUACUAAAAGAGGAUUUUGCGGAACCAAAUCAGAGAAACAGUGAUUUGUGUCAUAUAUCAAAAGCUCGGAGUAUGAAAGCAUUGCAUGAUGAUGUGAAGGAUGAAGACACUGAUUUUUUUUGUUUCUCUUCUACAGAAACCAGAACUGAUUUUAAACUUGGGUUGUGCUGUGGCAACUCACAAAGGCUAGCAAGGCCCUUCAGUCACAACACUGAAGAGAAAAAUAUUCAGCACCCAGUUUAUUCAAAUGGUGGGCUGAGGGAUAAACCAGCUUUAGCUCCAUCAGCAGAUAUGGACAGCAAAAUUAUGGAAGAUAUUGAUGAAGCUUUGUGUGUAGCUAUUUGUAAUCUCAGCCACUUACAUGAUGCAGAUGAGAUGCUGGAAUACUUGGAAUUGAAAGUGAAGCAGGAAGGAGACAAAGUUGGAGAAACUGCAGAUAGAACGUUUGAUGAACUUAUUACUUCUCUCCUCUCAAGGAAAAGGAAAUUGUGUGCAGAAUUAGUGAAGAGCAUCAACAACUACAGUGCUGGUAUUGCAAAAGCUAAGGAAGUCAUUGAAGAGAAGAAAAAGUGCCUGAUUGGUGCCAUUAGGAUUGCAAAGGAAUUAAAAAUUACACCUUCUGUAAGAACCUAUUGUGAUCUCGCUCAGGUUAUUUAUAAUUUAAAGUUGCCAGUUGAGGCUGAGCUCUCAAGAGUGAAUAGUUUGAAGGAAAAAAUAUCUCCAAGGUUUUUCCUAAACACUGAUGAGAUUACAUCUUUGUUAAAAAAUUUGGGCAAGAUUGAAUGGGGAACAGCAGGGCCUGAAGAUAAUGUACAACAGAGUCUUAUCCUUGAUGACAAAGAAGAAAAACCAGGCUGCUAUACUCAAUCAUCUGUGGAGAAUAUUUUUCCAGUACUUAGCAGAGAAAGUAAAAUAAAGGCUCUUGAAAAUAAACUAGGUGUUCACAAAGAAGUGAAAAAUACUCAACUACAAGAAACACUUCCUAUGAUACAUCAUCAGAGUAUUCCUGCGCUACCCAAAUCUCCAUCCAGCCCUGAUGUCAUAAUAGAAGAAAUAUUUGAAGAUGACCUGGAAAAGUUUCCCACAGAAUAUCAUGCUGAUGAACAGAGGAAGAAACUCUUCAGGAAGGAAACACCUCUUCAACACAAAGCUGGUUCGACAGAACUAGUGUUUGUAAGCCAUGUUAUAAAUCCAUGCCACUUCUAUGUUCGGAGAUACUCACAGAAGGAAGAAGCAGGGGUUUUGGAGAAGAAAUUGAAAAACUUCUGUUGUAAAAAUAGUUCGUAUCUGUUCCCUUCAGAUGUUUUGGAACUAGGUGCUAGAACUUUUAUUAAGAAUAAAGAAACUGGGAUGUGGUGCCGUGGAACUAUCACUGAACUAAUUCCACUAAAAAGUAAAAAUGAGAGGAAGCCUCGUGGUCCAAUAAGAUACAAAGUUUGUGAUAUUGCACUGCUGGAAGUAUUCCUGAUUGAUUUUGGGAGCUCUGUAGUUCUAAUUUUCUCAGGAUACGUUCCUGCUGAAAGGCCUGAACCUGCUACUGUGCAAACUAUUGAAACAGAUGACAUUUGUUUGUUUGUAAGGAAGCCUGAUGAGCACAUUGAGGCAGAACUCGCAGCUGUUCCUCCUUUAGCAGUACAGUGUUCAUUGAAAGAUGUUGUUCCCAAAAAUGCAAGUGAAGGUUGGGGAGAGGAAGCAAAGACAAAAUUUUUAGGAAUGGUAAAUAAUAAAGUUGUUUUAAUGACCAUAUUUAGAGAAGAGGAUGGUGUUCUCAUUGUGGAUUUGAAAAAACAUCCUUUUAAUAAAAUAAGCAAUAACAUGCCAGUGUCUCUCAAGGAUGCAUUAGUUUUUUUAGACUUGGCAAGGUUUAGAUCACAGCUUCCCAGUCAGUUAGAAAAUAACACCAUCUUGCAGUACAGUCCACCUAAGAUUCCACAAGAAAGAGAAGAAGUCUCUGUCGUUGUCUGUCAUGUUAAUAGUCCAAGUGAUUUCUAUCUCCAGUUGAGAGAUAGCCUGGAUUCUUUAGCUCUUCCCAAGAAAAUUCAGGAGGUAUAUAAACAUGAGUAUGGGAAAAACUUGGAAAUUGUCUGCCCAGUUGAAGGCCAAGCCUGUAUUGCAAAACAGGAGGAUGGGAAUUGGUACAGAGCACAGAUUAUAGGGCUGCCAAGCUGUCAAGAAGUUACAGUAAAAUAUGUUGACUUUGGCAAUGUUGCUAACUUAACUCUUAAAGACAUAUGCAGAGUAAAAAAGGAGCUUCUGAGCUUUCCAGAAAAGGCAAUCAGGUGCAGGCUGGCUUGCAUUAAGCCUUAUAAAGGGGCAAAUGAGUGGAACAGAGAAGCCAAGGAGAGGUUUGAAGAAAUGACUGAAGAUAAACUUAUGCUCUGUUCAGUUGUUGAAAUUUUAGAUAAUAACAUCUUAUCUGUUGAACUCUUUGACUCCUCUACUGUUCAUGGAAGAAGCUUUAGUAUUAACUGUCAGCUGGUUAAAGAAGACCUAGCAUCCUACACACCUGGGUACACUGAAAGUACUGCUGUAAGGCCCAAUGAAAUAUGGGAUGUUCCUCUAGAAGAAAUUCCUGAAACCUCGGAAGCUUUAAAUCCUAUAGGCAUGGAACCUGUGGAUGAAGGAGAUUUCAGAUCACUUUCUAAGAAAGAGCUACAAGCGAGAAUUAGUCAUGUUGUGUCUCCUAGUAAAAUUUUUAUACAAUGGCUGUCAUCAGAAAGUAUACUGAAAAGUUUACAGGAGAGGAUGGCUACCAUCUACAAAGAAUCCCAGCCACAGUCCGUGAAGUGGGAAAGUAGUAUGCACUGUGCUGUUUAUGUACGUGAUUUGAAACAGUGGCAAAGAGGUCGAAUAAGCAGGAUUGUCUCUGAAACGAGUGCAGAGGUGAUACUUUAUGAUUCUGGAGCUGAAAAAACAGUGGAUAUCAGCUGUCUAAGGAAACUGGAGGAAAAUAUGAAGAAAAUUAGGACAUUAGCAAUAGAAUGUUCUUUGGCCGAUAUCAGACCAACAGGUGGAAGCACGCAGUGGACAGCAACAGUGUGUGAAUGUUUAUCCUAUUACCUAACCGGUGCACAAGUAAAAAUAAUCAUACAGGGAAGUGUUGUGGCUUGUGCAUUGCCUGUGAAAAUUCUUUGCAAAGAUGAAACAGGACAAUUGAUUGAUAUUUCAGAACACCUUAUUAAAAAGGGUUUGGCUUUUAGAAAGAGAAGAACUGAUAAAGCUGAUGUGGCUUACUCGGUCUCCAAGGAACAUCUUGAAGUACAUUUAGAGCAAGAGGACACACAACUGGAUGGUUGUAAUACCAGAACUGCACAUGCAAGAAACAGCAUUGCUCCAGAGGAAAACAUCACUGUUUCAGAGAGUGAAGAGAAAUUAUGCAAAACAUAUAAGUCACUGCUUCAUUCAGGAAUGGGCGAAGUAUAUAAAACCCCUGUUAUACCUGAAGCAAAAAUUUUUCAAGCUGUAGUAAGUUGCGUUGGACAUGAUGGAACUAUUUAUAUAAUACCAAAAUCAUUUGAAACUGAACUAAACAAAUUGAUGACUGAAAUACAAAGUAACUUUAAAUGCCUUGGUCUUCUGGAACCCUACUGCUGGAAAAAGGGAGAAGCUUGUGUUGUAAGAGGAUCAGAUACCAUGUGGUAUCGCGGUAAAGUUGUGGAACUUGGUGGUAGUACUCUUCAGGUACAGUAUAUAGACCACGGUUGCAUAGAGAGGAUUCCUCAGUGUCAUCUGUAUCCAACUACAUUGUAUACUGGUAUUCCUCCAUUUUGCAUACCAUGUCAGCUCUACAAGACAGUACCAAUUGGAAAUUUUUGGCAGCAGGAUGCAGUAGAUUGCCUUCAAGAGCUACUUAAAAAUGAAGAGGUUGAAAUACAUGUUCAGGAAUUACCAGAUAAUCCAUGGGGCAAAUUAUCCAUCAACCUGUAUUUUGGUGGAAUGUCGCUUUCUUCCUUCAUGGCAUUCCAGAAGUACUGUGUUGCUGAAGAUUGUCAGGACAUGGCAAUGCUGGAGCUACUUGAAGGAGACGUUCCUGUUUUGCCUUCAUACAAGUUGCCACCGCUACCUGUUCCAGGAGAUACCUUUCCUGUCAGAGUUACCCAUUUGGUGUCCCCUAAGGAGGUUUAUAUUUGCCUUGAUCCUUCUAAGUACCUUACGAAGCAGUCUGCCACAGCAGGAGAUGCCAACUGUGACUCGGAGAGCCUUGAUGAAGCCCUGAAGUGGUGCAAUAAAAGUGUGGAGUCUCUUCCUUUUCUAACACACUUCCAAACAGAAAUGCCUUGCCUUGUAGAAUACCAGGACGGUUUAUGGUAUAGAGCAAAGGUCCUCUCCGUUGAAGAAUUUGACCCUAUUAGGAUCCUGGUUCAGUUUGUUGACUAUGGUAGUUUUUCAGUUGUCCCAACAAGCAGAUUGCGUCACAUACCUUAUCAUCUGCUGAAGUAUCCUGUUCAGGCAGUACGAGCUCUGUUGGCUGGAUUUAAACCUGCUUUAUAUGACAGAAAUGUGAAAAGAAUUCCUUAUUGCCCAGAAUGGAGUGUGGAAGCAUUGUGGGCUAUGAUGGAGUGCAUUGAAGGAAAACAGCUCUCUGCUUCCAUACUUGCUCUUUCACCAGAGGUCACUAUUUCUUUGUAUGAAGAUGACAAAAAUCUCAUUCAUAUGAAACUGAUACAAAUGGGACUUGCAGAUUUGGAUGAGUGAGUGACAUGCAUAUUUGGUGACAGACUUCUCCAGUACCAGAGUCUGGAAUCAGGGGUGAACAGUUGGGGGUAGGGGAGUGGUUCUGUCUUUGUUCUGGAAUAUGUUUGCAUUGCUGCUGUGUUUUCUGUUUUCAGUCAUGAUGAGAUGGAUGUGUUUUGGGUGCCCUUGCACCUCCUUCCUACUCCUGGAGCUGCACUGUUCAUUUGAAAGUGUUGGAAUAAAGAAGA
Molecule: messenger RNA, 5106 nt
Organism: Aquila chrysaetos chrysaetos
Lineage: Eukaryota; Metazoa; Chordata; Aves; Accipitriformes; Accipitridae
Gene: RNF17
Product: ring finger protein 17
Exons: 38
Coding region: 80-4879 (1599 amino acids)
Source: RefSeq, a predicted model, not a curated record